UGCGCACAGCCACAAGCACGCCGCCUGCCCUCGCCCCGCUUCACUGCGCUGCGACCGCUCCCCGGCGCCGGGUGACUGACAGCAGCGGUGCCCACUCCCGGCGGGGUGGGGCGGGGCCGGUGCGUGCGGACGCCGCUGCCGCAGCCCCCUGCGUGUGCUUCGCCUGCGCUCCGCGGCUGUCGCCAGGUAACUGCGGUGCGGCUCCUCCCGCCGACCGGGCCGAGGGGGGCUCUGGCGGCGUCACCUCCUGCCUGUCCGGCUGCGGGUGCUGAGGCAGCCCAAGAAGAGGGCUCUGGGGCCGCUGGGUGGACGAUGCCAUGCUGCCUCAGAAGAGGGGACGAAUACCUCCCAGAACAGGCAUGAACUCUUACUGGAAAGUCCUGACAGUUUUCAUAACAUUUCUUCCAAGUGCAUCAUCUCUUCAGUCAACUCAGCCCAGAGUGCUCCUAGUAUCUUUUGAUGGAUUCCGGUGGGAUUACAUCUAUAAAACCUCAACUCCCAAUUUUCAUUAUGCCAUGGACAAUGGGGUUCAUGUCAAACAGGUCACAAAUGUGUUUAUAACAAAAACAUAUCCUAACCAUUAUACAAUGGUAACUGGGCUCUAUGCAGAAAGCCACGGAGUAGUUGCUAAUGAAAUGUAUGAUCCUAUUCUGAAUGAAACUUUCUCUGUGAACAAAAUGGAUAUCCAUAACUCCAAGUUCUGGGAAGAGGCCAGCCCAAUAUGGAUAACAAACCAGAGAGCAGGGCAUAAAACUGGAGCAGCAAUGUGGCCAGGAACAGAUGUGAAAAUACAUGGAAUCCUUCCUACAUAUUAUAUGCCCUACAAUCAAUCUGUUUCCUUUGAAGACAGAGUUGCUAGGCUUAUUGACUGGUUUACAUCAAAAGAAUCCAUAAACCUUGGUCUGCUGUACUGGGAACAGCCUGAUGAGAUGGGCCACAUUCUGGGUCCUGAAAACCCACUUAUGAGACCAAUAAUCAGUGACAUUGACAAAAAGCUAGGCUACCUAAUGUCUGAACUGAAGAAAGCAAAGCUGUGGGAUGUGAUGAAUGUCAUCGUCACAAGUGAUCAUGGAAUGUCACAGUCCUCCUCGAAAAGACUCAUCGAGCUUGAUCAGUAUGUGAAUAGAGAGCUCUAUGAAGUCAUUGACCACUCUCCUGCAGUAGCCAUUUUGCCAAAAGAAGGCAAACUGGAUGAAGUCUAUGAAGCUUUGGCCAAUGCUCAUCCCAACAUGACUGUAUAUAAAAAGGAGCAGAUUCCUGAUAGAUUCCAUUACAAGCACAACAGUAGAAUCCAACCAAUCCUAGCAGUGGCUGAUAAAGGAUGGGAAAUAGUACACAAUAAGUCAGAUGGUUUCCAACUUGGUAAUCACGGAUAUGACAACGUCAUACCAGAAAUGCAUCCCAUUUUCAUGGCAUUUGGGCCUGCUUUCAGAAAAAAUGCCACCAAAGAAGCCAUGAAUGCUACAGACUUGUACCCCUUACUGUGCUACCUACUUGCUAUUAACCCACUACCAAACAAUGGUUCAUUCAACGCUGUGAAAGACAUACUUGCUGAAGAAGUUCCUGAAGCCUUUGGAGCAGACACUUAUGCUACUGCUGCCGGAGUUUUUCUGGGCAUCUGUCUUGUUCUAGUUUUUAUUUUAGCUUUUUUUAAGCAUCAUAUCCUCACCCAAGGACCUGCCAUGCAAAUGCUUCAUACUGAAGCUGCCCAGCCACUGCUUCAAGGUUAAUAACACUUGGUUCUAUUUCUCCUGUUUCAUGCUUAAAAUGAGCUUACACAAGAAAAAAAUAUUGAGGUGGAUCAGCAUAUAUAUGCAGAGUGGAAAAAAAACCCAGAUGUUGAUCCAUUGGUGCACUGGAGUUCUUACAUGCUAGGUAUGCAGAGAAAGAGCAUGUUUCUGUUCUACACUACAAUCAUUUAAUCUUUCAGAGAUUGAAAAUAUUCUAGAUGUAGACAUGUAGUGACAAUAGACCUUGGAUACCUCAUUCUGAGCUACUCUUAGGGGAAAUAACAUCAGCUAAGGUGCACUUCACAGACUAUUACAUGGAGAUGUAAUUUCCUACUUUUUGUUGUUAUUGUCUCUUGGAUUCUAACAAGUCACUGAAGUAUUUAGGCUUCUUUCCUGGCCAAGGAAGCUCUUCAUGGAUCACCUUUACAGUGAGCUUGGUGAUUGCAGUAACCAACGUUACUGCUAAGCUAAGUCAUGCACUACUAAGUGUCUAAAGUGAGAGAUAGGCCUGUUUCUGUAAAAUGCUGUCUUAAAUGUAGCCCCAAAACAUGAUUUGAGGUGGUGUUGCCUUUAGCAAUCAGUAUUAAAUUACUUGAUAAUUUUUUUCUUUAUUUAGGUAAAUAUAGUUCUUUAUUUUUCUGAUGUUUCCUGUACACUGGACUGAAUUUUCUAGGAAUAAGCACAACAUCUGUAUAUCCAAAUCGAG
Molecule: messenger RNA, 2436 nt
Organism: Pogoniulus pusillus (Red-fronted tinkerbird)
Lineage: Eukaryota; Metazoa; Chordata; Aves; Piciformes; Lybiidae
Gene: ENPP5
Product: ectonucleotide pyrophosphatase/phosphodiesterase family member 5
Exons: 4
Coding region: 318-1730 (470 amino acids)
Source: RefSeq, a predicted model, not a curated record